This is a messenger RNA of Symbiodinium necroappetens, 865 nucleotides long. The record is from the annotation of a GenBank genome assembly. NCBI's taxonomy places the organism in Eukaryota, Dinophyceae, Suessiales, Symbiodiniaceae.
GCAUGACCCGCGGGCUCGCCACGGAUGCCAAGGCCUUGGCCGCCUCCAUCGCGGAUGACAGCAUCAUCACCACCCUUGGCCUACGCCCUGCCUUGGCACUUGUCGGGUCCUGGUUCAUGCAGCACAUGACCUUCCUGAUGCAGCCCUUCGUGGCGCUGGCAUCUGAGUGGAACAUCACGGGCCUGCACUUUACAAUGGAUCUCAUGGAGGGCGACUUCACGUCAAUCUCCGACAUCCCAGCCUGGGCCGGCGUGCGGCCGUCGGAAAUCCCAGCUCGAGUGCGCUUCAUCGGACCUCUCUACGCCAAGCUGAAGAAGGAGGUGCCACCUGAAGUCUUCGCGCUGCGAGAGCAGGCAACCCGCGAUGGGCAGCCCCUCCUUUGGUUCGCCAUGGGCUCCUCAGGGCAGCCGCCUCUGGUCCUAGCCAUUUUGAAGGAAUUGGUGCGCAAGCACCCGAGCUGGUACAUUGUGGCCCCUGUGCACACGCUCUUGAAGAAGGCGGGCGUGGACACCACGAAGGCAGAGGACCUAGCCUCUGCUGGCCUCGCAUCCGAGCGCCUCUUCCUUCCUACGGAGCUCCUGGCGGCGCAGAAGGUUGAGCCCCUUUGCGACGUGGCCUUUACUCACGGCGGGCAGGGCACGGUGCAGACGAGCAUGUGCUCUGGCGUGCCCUUUCUGGGUGUCGGCAUGAUGCCGGAGCAGGACAUCAAUGUGCGCCUUGCCGUUGACAAGGGCGUGGCAAAGCAGGCCUCGAAGUUCCAGACGCCCGCGGAGAUCGUCCGGCUCCUCCAGGAAGUCGCAAGCUCCGAGGCGAUGCGCGAGCGAGCCGCCGCUGUGAAGGAGGAGUGCCGGAAGUUCUCUGGCGA